GGCCACUUUGAGAUGACCUGACGCUGGUCUUCUCCUGGGUGUGCCUGCGCGCAGAGAAAAUACAGAUCUACUCAUGUUCUCCGUGAUGCUACCGGGCUUAGUAUCUCAUCCGCUGAAGAUUUCAUGCUGCUAGGGGCUAUUCGUCUACCGCUAUAAUGACUCGUCGCCUUAUUCGAACGGCCGUUCAGCUCGGUCUGCUUGCGACGUUCGUCUUUGUCCUCUUCGUGGUCUUGGAUAACAAAAUUAGUGUCCUACCUGCCGCCAUCCAUGGCCAUCUUCCCACACAUCAUCCCGGUUUCGUUGUCACAGACGUGACAGUCUUUUCUUGCUCAGGGUUCAAUCCUUUUUCGAGCUGCAGACGUAAUCGUCAGUCCUGGGCCCGCGUCGAGAAGGAUCUCUACUUGCACACGGCAUGGACGUCAAGCGCCUAUGUUCAGUUUGAACGGAAGAAGGAAGAGGAGCUGCUUCCUACGGACAAGGUCGUUAUUGAUUUGAAAAUCGGUCGUCUUGCCCCCGAAGACGAGGAAAAUGAGAAAGAUGCAAGCGAUGCGUGGGAGAAGAGACCGGGCGGGAUCUGGUUGAAGCGAACCGCAACGCGCCAUGCGAGUGACUCGCAGAAGACGAUCACGUCGAUCGACGUUCUUUUCGGUGCCGAUGCGGUUGAUCCACGUCCAAACUGGGAUAUCAAAGAUACUCCGCUGCUACUGGAUAGUCGGACGGAGACGCUGGAGGCUCGUCUCAGCAUCCGAAGAGGAUUUCCGGCUAAGGUUAAGAAGCCUACACCGAGAAUUGGCGAAAAUGGCCGGUUCAAAAUCAUGCAAUUGUCCGAUCUACAUUUUAGUACCGGCGUAGGGACGUGCCGCGAUCCUUACCCCGAGCUGACGGAUCAGAAAUGUGAGGCCGAUCCGCGGACGCUGGAGUUCGUGGGCAGGCUCCUUGAUGAGGAGAAGCCGGACUUGGUGGUUCUGGCUGGCGACGAGGUGAACGGGGAGACGGCCAAGGAUGCAGCGACCGCCCUUUUCAAGGCUGUCAAACCCAUGGUUGAUCGUAGUAUCCCCUACGCAGCGAUCUUCGGCAACCAUGACGAUGAAGGCGACCUUGAUCGAUCACAGCUGAUGGCCAUCCUCGAAGAACUCCCGUAUUCCUUGACAACCGCCGGCCCGGAAGAAAUCGAUGGGGUAGGAAAUUACUACGUCGAAGUUCUCGGCCGCGGGAAAUCCACGCAUUCCGCGUUGACCCUGUAUCUCCUCGACACACACGGCUACUCCCCGGACGAGCGACAGUUCAGAGGCUAUGACUGGCUCAAAUCGAGUCAGAUCAAAUGGUUCAGGAACACCGCGCAAAGCUUGAAGCGGAAACACGACGAAUACACUCAUAUACACAUGAAUAUGGCUUUCAUUCAUAUCCCGCUACCCGAAUAUCGUGAUUGGGAUAAUUACUUCAAGGGGAACUGGACUGAGGCCCCAACAGCCCCGGGAUUCAAUUCCCACUUCAAAGACGCUCUCGAAGACGAGGGCGUUCUGUUUGUAAGCUGUGGCCAUGACCACGUCAAUGACUAUUGCAUGUUGAGCCAGGACCAGGAUAAGAAACCGUCUCUAUGGAUGUGCUAUGGUGGCGGUGCAGGGUUCGGCGGCUACGGGGGCUACGGUGACUAUAUCCGACGCGUACGGUUCUUUGAUUUCGACAUGGGACCUGGGCGCGUAGUGACAUACAAACGAGUCGAAUGGGGAGACACGGAUGCCCGACUCGAUGAGAUGAUGAUUGUUGACGGUGGUGUUGUUCAAGGGCCCGGAGAUACUCGUUGAACAUGUUUUCGACAUGGGAAAAUUGCAGGGCUUCGGUUUUUGUUCUAUAUAUAUAUAUAUAUAUUUUUUUUUUUUUCUCCUGGGGUUUCCUUUCCAGUAUCCAGGCUUGUCAAAGUGCGACGCGACCUGCGGCGUCGGUUGUUCCUGAAUUGUGUAUAGUAUUCUCUUUUAUAUUCGACAGUCAAUUUCGAAACAAAAUGCUGAAUCCCC
This is a messenger RNA of Monascus purpureus, 2015 nucleotides long. NCBI's taxonomy places the organism in Eukaryota, Fungi, Ascomycota, Eurotiomycetes, Eurotiales, Aspergillaceae. The record is from the annotation of a GenBank genome assembly.